Messenger RNA from Diceros bicornis minor, 954 nucleotides. RefSeq names its product olfactory receptor 8B8-like. Gene Ontology annotation, biological process: G protein-coupled receptor signaling pathway; sensory perception of smell. Gene Ontology annotation, molecular function: olfactory receptor activity; G protein-coupled receptor activity; odorant binding. The record is from RefSeq and is a predicted model, not a curated record. Gene Ontology annotation, cellular component: membrane. Lineage: Eukaryota; Metazoa; Chordata; Mammalia; Perissodactyla; Rhinocerotidae.
AUGAUUGCAUAUGGCAGCACUGGCCUUCUGACCAAGCUGUUUAGAAGAGUGGCUCCUUCAACAGAAUUCAUUCUGCUGGGAUUAACAAACAAACCAGAUCUCCAACUCCCCUUCUUCUUCCUGUUUCUAGUAAUGUAUAUGGUCACUGUGUUGGGAAAUUUGGCCUUGAUAGUCCUAAUUGGGCUGAAAAAACACCUGCACACUCCAAUGUACUUUUUCCUCUUUAAUUUCUCCUUCAUAGACCUCUGCUGUUCUUCAGUAUUUACACCAAAAAUGCUAAUGAAUUUCUUAUCAAAGAAGAAUGUUAUCUCUUACAUCGGGUGCAUGACCCAGCUCUACUUUUUCUGUUUUCCUGUCAUUUCUGAAUGCCAGGUGCUGACAUCAAUGGCCUAUGAUCACUAUGUGGCCAUCUAUAACCCACUUUUGUAUAAUGUUGCCAUGUCCCCUAAAGUGUGUUCUGGCCUUAUGCUUUGUUCAUACUUCAUGGCAUUUUCUGGUGUGAUGGCCCAUACUGGAGGCAUGCUGACCUUCUGUGAUGAAAACACUGGUAACCAUUAUUUGUGUGACAUCCUCCCUGUGCUCCAGCUCUCCUGCACAAACACCUACAUCAAUGAGCUGGUAAUAUUCAUUGUGGUGGGCAUCAACAUCGUGCCCAGUCUCACCAUCUUUGUCUCUUAUGGUUUCGUCCUCUCCAGCAUCCUCCACAUCAGCUCCGUGGGGCAGGUCCAAAGCCUUCAGCUCCUGCAGUUUCACAUAAUUGCUGUUUCUCUCUUCUUUGGAUCCGGUGCAUUUAUGUAUCUCAAACCGUCUUCGACUGUGUCUAUGGAUGAGGGAAAAAUCUCUUCUGUCUUUUAUACCAAUGUGGUUCCCAUGACAAACCCCUUAAUCUACAGUUUGAGGAACAAAGAUGUUAAAAUUGCUCUGAGAAAAACCCUGAGUAGGAGAAAAUUUUGA